AAGCAAAUGGAUUCGGCACCGCUGGCUACAAAGCUGCAGAACACUCUGAUCCGGUACCACAGCAUCCCAGACAGUGAGUGGCGGCUGGCGAAGAGAACGAAAGAUGCAACUGUGUGGCGUAAACCAUCAGAGGAAUUUAGUGGAUACCUGUAAGUUUGCCUGCAGAGCAGAAACAUUUUCAAGAUUCCACUGGUGCGUUUUAUGGAAUUUAGAAAUGAAGGCUAUGGAUUCUACAGCCCUCAGCUACACAGACUCUGCAGAGGAGAGCCUUAGUGGAUCAUCUGCUGUGCCUCUACAAAGCUCAAGGAGUGCUGGAAGAUGCAACUAACAGAAUAGUGGAUCAUAUUCGCCCUGGACCUUCUAGAUUGGACUGGGACAGCUUAAUGACUACAAUGGACAUCAUGGAAACAUUUCAAGAGAACUGCUGUGUGAUGCGCUACACAACUGCUGGCCAGCUCUGGAACAUCAUUGCACCAAGGGAAUUUGUUGAUUUCUCUUACACUACAAGCUAUGAAGAUGGGCUUCUAACAUGUGGUAUAAGCCUGGACUACGGAGAGGUGAGACCUAACUUUGUCCGUGGAUUCAAUCACCCUUGCGGCUGGUUCUGUGUCCCUCUUAAGGACUAUCCUGGCCAUAGUCUUUUGACAGGCUAUAUUCAGACUGAACUGCGAGGGAUGCUACCACAAUCUGCAGUAGAUACAGCCAUGUCUAGUACCCUGGCCAAUUUCUACUCUGACCUCAAAAAGGCACUGAAAACAUAUUAAAACAGUGACUUACAAGCCCUUGCAUUUCUUGCAAUCAAAUGAUAUUGUUUAGCUUAGCAUAGGUCAGCUACUGAGUUAAGAGGUAAAUAAUAUUGUACCUGAAUGAUACUUUUAUUUUGAGGGAUCCAGACAACUUUACCAAGUACUCUUUGGUGUGAUACUUACUGUACAUUCCUAAUUCAUGGUGUGAGAUUCUGUUUCCUGCUCAGUACUCUGCAGCUGUGUAAGGAGCGAUCUGAAUCUUAUAAACCCAUGACUUCCUAGGUAGAAAAUCCAAGGGGGGGGGGGCGUGAAAAACACAGUGUGAACUCCACUCUCAACAAAAGCAUUGAGAACAGAGUGCUCAGGAUUUUGCCAGUGCAAGUUGCUGUACAGGCAGCAUUUAAUUGAAGGAUGUAAUUUUGUAAUAUAUAUAUUUUUAUAUUUGCUUAAAAUCUUUGAUUUAUUUAGUUUGUACAGGUGCAUCUGUAAUUUGUUUCAAAAAGUUUGCUUUGAUUUAUCAUAGGGAUAUUGCUUAUCUAAGUUGUUAAGUAAUACUAUUCAUAUGAAAGCUAUUUGCUUGUUAGCAAAAAUAAGUAUUCAUUAUUGGCAUUUCUUCAGUGUUGUAAGUGUAACUUAAUUAACUAUUGAAUAUAACAGUCUUAGUGCAUAGAUAAAGAAAUGCUCUUACAGCUGAUCCAAAGCUCAUUCAAGUCAUCAAGUGUCUUUCCAUAGUUUUUAGUGGGCUUUUAAUCACACAGUUGUCAAAAUAGCAAACCUCGAAUGGAUCUUCUGUGUUGCUCUCUACUUCUAAAGAAUUUUUUACUUACAAUUGCAUGGAAGUGUGUGUGUGUGUGCGCGCGCGCCUGUGUUCAGGGGUUUUUUUUGUCUUCCUCAACUGAAAAUCGUGCAAUUACUAUAAAAGACCACUAACUUGCUUCAGAUAUGGUCAUUGGUGUAUCUACAACUGCACUGACCUCCAGUGUGCAGGAGCAGUGCACUGGAGUGUUCUUUCAUAGUACCUCCAGACUGACCUUUGCAAUACAUGGAAGUAGCGUCUUAAAACAUGAGCACUUGAAGGCCAACGCUCAACAUACAGAAUUGCUCAGAUCUGCUGGAGGAUGGAGGGUCAAGUUUGUAAGGAUAUUUAGCCAUCCUGUGAUGCUGACAUUUACAUAGCGGGGGCUUUCAAAGGUUACUGCCUGUGCAAUUAGGAACCUGAAUUCUCUUUAAAACUUGAUAUUAAGCUUUUAAUGUUGUUAUGCAUCAAUUGCUGAGGUGAGAUUGUCAUUACUCCUAUGCUUUACCAGUGCUAGUAGAGGCAGGUUCAGUUCUGUAGUAGUUAGAGUGGGUCUUGGAGUCCUAAUAUUUUGUGGCCAGUUGUAUACAUACAAUCCAAGGACUCAAAAUCAGCUUUCAGGGAAAAAAAAUCAGAUGAAAAUUGUUCCUCUGCAAUAUUGACUCUUUUGACACUGGGCAUUGUAGCUGAACUCUGAACAGUGAGAACUUUUCUGUCUUAUUGUUCAGGCAAAGAGGUAGGAAAAAACCUGACACCAAACAGAGUGAUGGGUCUUCGAAUGUUCUUGGUGUAUUAAGCCAUUUAGUAGUGUUAAGACAGUUAAAAACAGUGGCAUCAAAGAGCCGUUGGUGUCUUCACAGGCAGAAAAUACCAGCUCCCUGAUAGGUUUUGUGUGUUCUGCAGUUCCAUUUAAACUCACUGAUUGCUUUUCCCAUCUUUUCUGUCUUUCUUGUUUCCCCCCCAGUACUGGAAGUUCACAAGGUGAUCUUUCACCACCAAGGACACUGAAAACUGGUGUCAGCAGACACAUUUCUUCCUAAACGCUAGGGUUCACUCCUUUCAGUACUGCUCUGUGGGAUGAAUGCUGACAUGAUUAUAGAGGAAGCUGUGUGAAGUGUACCCUAUUUAUUCUUCACAGUUAUAAAGACUACAUGUAGAAUGAAUCUGCAUGUUCAUGUCUUCUUUCGUAAAAACUGCUGGGACUGACUAAUUGAGGGGUUGUGAUACAGAUACAUACAGAGAAAAAUAUUCCAUUGCUCUGUAAAACCCCUGUUUAAACCACAGAGUCACUUCAGUGCUGGAGAAAUCAGCCAGAAUGAGUACAGGAUACUUACAAGAUUAUAUUUGUACAACACUAGGCACUGCAGAAAAGAUUAAGAGGACCCUGUUCCAAACAACCAUUAUAAAAGCUCUAAUACCUGUAGAGUGGCCGUCCUUAUUUAGUGUUCACUGAAAUGGCUUUUUAUGUUUUCAGUGAAGAUAGGCUGAUGAAGCAAAGAGCAGCUGAAGAAAGAACCAGAAUUUAAAUUGAAGAAAAUUACUAUUGAAUUUUAAGUACGAUGAUGUUUUCAAUAAAAAUUUCCCUGUGCAAGUUUCCUUUUUAUCAAGAGAGUUGUUUUCAGUAACAAGCCUAGAAGUGGAAUGGGAGUAAAGUUCCUGAAAGCAAAUUAGGCCUUGUAUUUUCAUAAAGUCUCACAGAAUUGUUGGGGUCAGAAAGGACCUUAAAAAUCAUCUAGUUCCAGCCUCCCUGAUUAAACUGGCUUUAUGUAUUUUAACAAAUGUAGUUUGCUUCUGCCAAUGAUUCUGAAGACACAAGCGAAUAACAGAGUAGAGACUACUGGAGAAAGAGAAUGGAAGCAGAUUUUUAUUUUUUUUUAUCAGUAAAAAAGCAUAGUACCAUUCUCCAGUUUUCAGGUGAGAAGUCACAGAACGUGCUAACAAAUUUUAAGGAUUUAUUUUGGGGAAUCUUACAUUUCUAAAAAUGUUCUGAUUUAGGAACGCAAUGAUUGACAAUUUGUGCUGAUUAUGCCACUGAAAGUAGUACAUAGCUGAUACCCCUUCAGUCAUUAUUCCAAGCAGUUCAGCUACAGAGUAAUAUAGGAGAUGUCCAGUUUCAUAGUAUAUUGUAUUUAUUUGAACCAAAAACUUAUUUUCUUUUUAUAUAGCUAUACUAGGUAUUGAGAGGAGUGUUGGAUGUUGAAGCAGAGCUAUUCUUUAACCAGAAUACAUUCAAAACCAAGAAAGCCAAAAAAUCGAGUACUUACCUGAUCAGAACCUCUUUUCCCACCAUGGCAUUGUUUUCCUCCUAAGUUAGUGGACAAUCUAGAUGGAACAAAAACAGGAAAGCAGUUGAAAGAACGAAGUGCAGGAGCCCGUGUUUUGCUUAUUAAGAGGAAUGGGAGACAAAUUAACUGGUAUAGAUUUCUGUCAUCCUCACAGCAGUUUACUUGAGUUUAGGAGUGUUUCAGUUAAACCAGAAUAUAAUAAUCCAAAAGUGACUUCCAAAUGAGGUACCCAAGGAGAGCAGAGACAAGUUUUUGCUAGGAAAAUAACAUGUAUGUAGACAUAUCAAAAUUAUUUCUAUAUGACUAGUAUUUAUUUUAAGCUUACUUUUUCAGUGGCUUAGGCAAUAUGACAGUUGUUCUGUGUGUGGAUGGGAAACAUGGCUGAAGAUCAGACAGUUUUCAUGUUUGGCUCUGUUCCUCAUCUAAAACCUCCGGUACGUGGAGGUGGACUUGGACUCUAGAUAGAUUCUUUGGGAAUAGCACAAGCGCUGAUCUCAAAUUUGAUGAACUGAUAAAUGUGAACCAUGGAAAAUUUAUAAAGCAUUAAAAGAGUGUAUAAUUCCUCUAGUAAUCACAAAUAAUCUUUUUAUUUGUGAUUACUAGAGGAAUCACAAAUAAAAUCUUUCUAUUUUGAUGGUAUGAGGUGGGGAUUCAACCUGAGAUGUCACUGCUGUAAAAAUAGCCAUAAUUCUAGUGAAACCAGUGGAGUUGUGCCUAUGUUCAGAACGUCAAAAUCAGUCUGUUUUAACUGGUUUUAACUAUGUUCAUCACUUAAGAGAUUGUAUUUUUAUUUUGAAUGCAAUUGCAGAAAAAAAUAAAACAUGCAUUGCAACAGUC
Molecule: messenger RNA, 4664 nt
Organism: Cuculus canorus (common cuckoo)
Lineage: Eukaryota; Metazoa; Chordata; Aves; Cuculiformes; Cuculidae
Gene: STARD4
Product: StAR related lipid transfer domain containing 4
Exons: 5
Coding region: 384-764 (126 amino acids)
Biological process (GO): cholesterol transport involved in cholesterol storage; cholesterol import; intracellular cholesterol transport
Cellular component (GO): cytosol; endoplasmic reticulum
Molecular function (GO): cholesterol binding; cholesterol transfer activity
Source: RefSeq, a predicted model, not a curated record